Rhagoletis zephyria (snowberry fruit fly) is the source of this 1212-nucleotide messenger RNA. RefSeq lists its product as uncharacterized. NCBI's taxonomy places the organism in Eukaryota, Metazoa, Arthropoda, Insecta, Diptera, Tephritidae. The record is from RefSeq and is a predicted model, not a curated record. Gene Ontology annotation, molecular function: nucleic acid binding.
CGCCGAGGAGUGUAUAUGCCGCAUGGUGCAAAAAGAAGCGUAUCAACAUGAAAUCGAUUUGCUGCGAAAGAAGUCACCGUUGCCAAAAAGUUCCAGUAUUUAUCAACUGACACCAUACUUAGAUGAAAAGGGUUUAUUAAGGGUUUAUGGGAGGAUAGACGCGGCUUAUUGCCUGCCGAUAACAGCACGCAGACCAAUCAUCUUGCCAAUAAAAAGCCACGUCACGAGACUAGUAGUAGCCGCGCAGCACCAAAAGAGACACCACCAAAACGACAACCUUACAAUGAAUGAGGUACGCCAACGGUUUUGGGUUCCCGCCAUACGUAACGUCUUGAGGACUGUCAAAAAGCAGUGCCCUGUCUGCAUACACGACAGAGCUAAACCCGCCGUACCGUUGAUGGGUCAGUUGCCGCUGGAUCGACUAACACCAUACGUUCGACCUUUUACGUACAGCGGAGUAGACUACUGCGGCCCAUUUCACGUCACCAUCGGUCGCAGAACGGAAAAAAGGUGGAUCGCAUUGUUCACAUGCCUUACUACGCGAGCAGUCCAUCUCGAGCUAUCAGAAAACCUGUAUAACGGCACCAAUUUCAUCGGUGCCCAGAAGGAGAUGAAAGAAGCAGACCGAAUGUUCGAUUUCACCGUCAUCGGAAGCGAAAUGUCCAAACAGCGUAUCGAAUGGGUGUUUAACUGCCCCGCAGAUCCCAGCAGUGGAGGUUGUUGGGAACGGCUCAUCCAAUGCACUAAGCGACUCCUGCAUAAAGUUUUCAAAGAGGAGGCACCGAGGUUGGAGACGUUCCGUAGUGUCCUCAUUGAAAUAGAAAAUAUCGUAAAUAACCGCCCAUUGACCGAUCUGCCAGUCACGCCAGAAGAGGAAGAACCUCUCACACCCAACCAUUUCCUAGUGGGUUGCUUGAACUCUACGCAAACGCCACAUCCGGAAGAGAACCGCCUAUGCCUCCGAAAGCAGUGGAGGAUCGCCCAGAAUUUGAAGGACCGUGCAUGGAAAAGGUGGACGGUAGAAUAUUUGCCUCGACUUUUAUGUCGCUCGAAGUGGAGAGACGACGCAGAUGCGCUUAAGCCGGGAACACUUGUUAUAAUAUGUGACCCCUCAGCACCACGAAGUCAUUGGGAGAAGGGGCGAAUUACUGAGGUUUUCAAAGGAAAUGAUGGCCGAGUCCGAAGUGCCAACAUCUAAACCUCGCAUGGAGU